Messenger RNA from Solenopsis invicta (red fire ant), 1977 nucleotides. RefSeq names its product U11/U12 small nuclear ribonucleoprotein 48 kDa protein. The record is from RefSeq and is a predicted model, not a curated record. NCBI's taxonomy places the organism in Eukaryota, Metazoa, Arthropoda, Insecta, Hymenoptera, Formicidae. Bases 231 to 1337 code for a protein of 368 amino acids. The transcript has 6 exons.
UCAACGCUUACUAGCGCGCACGACACCACACAACUGCACACAACAGGAGUAAAUGUGUCUUAACCUCAAUCUCUACUCGGCGUAAAUUCCUUCUCUCAUAAUCAGUCCUAACUUUAUACAAGCAAAUAUAGACAUAAUCAAGAAAUACAUUGUGCGAUAAAUUAAAUUGUUAAUGUUAAUUUAAGUUUUCGUAUGAAACAGAAUUGAAACUGACUAGAAGUGAAAUCAACAUGUUGACGAAUAUGAAUGACUCUCGUGAACAGCAAUUGGAGGAACUGAAGAGUUUUAUCGAUACGGUUAAUGAAGAAGUCGCCAACAUCGUUAGCACCUUAGGCUGGACAGAGGAAAGCGUGAAAAAUGUGAAUAAAGAGUACUUCAAGUGUCCAUACGAUUCAUCCCACUGGUUAACAGAAGCCUGUUUCAAUGACCAUCUUGCAUCCUGUCAAUUGAAAGCUGAAGGUUACGGGAAGCUAGAUGUCUGGUUAUCGGAGCCAACUUUACCAACAGAUUCACCGUUCUGUAUAAAGUUUGAUAAGCAACUGCAAGCACAAGUUUUCAGGGUGGCCAAAGAACAAAAUCCAGCGAUGCAAAUUGGUAUGGGUGAGCGGUUAGUACCGCGUACAUCUGAUAGAGUUGUCUCAGAUUUCACUAGUGACGAGAGAAAAGCAUUGUAUGAUUACGUCAUUACUAAUACCGCAAAGCCAAACAUUGGAGAGGACAUUACAAACAUUAAUAAUUUGGAACCACAACAAAAAGAAGAUAAAGAAUUGUCAUUUUUGGAAAUGUUAAUACAAGAACGCAAUUUAAAAAGACGUAGAGCAAAGCAUAAAGGGGUUCAUACAAAUAAACGAUCUCAUACUGAAAUUCUUAGAGAAGUAAUUAAUCAACAAAUGGAGAUGUAUGUAGAUUAUGUUUCUGGACAAAGAGAAUAUUCAGAAGAAAAAAGUCAUCAUCGAUCGAGAGAUCAAGAAAGACAAGAGAGUAAUUCUGGAUAUGUAAUAGAUAUUCAGAGUAACGAAACGAAUAAUUUAAGUUAUGAUGAAAAACAUGACAGAACAGAACGUUCAAAUAAAAUAUUUCAUACUUCUUCCCGAAACUAUGAUGAUUAUUCUGGAGAAAGAAACUUUUAUCACCACGAGAAGAAAAGAAAUAAUCAAAGAAGAGAGCAUUCAGAAGAAAGAACCUAUCAUCGAUCAAGAGAUCAAGACAGGCAGGAAAGAUAUUUGGAUGAAAUAGGAAAAAAACAUAGACAUGAACAUAGAAAGUCAUCGCAUUCGAGAGAGCGAAAAUCACAUAGAAAAGACAAACAUCGAAGCAAAACCAAACACAAAGAGUGAUGUACUUGUCGCGAUCUGGUCUCAUAUGCUCGUGAUAUACACCUAAGGAAUGCAACACUUCGUGCAAUGCGUGUCCAGGUCCAAAAAAGCACACGUCCACGUUUAGAUUUAGAAUAGUAGGUCCAUUCGGAUUACGUCCUAAAUCGGAGAAACAACCCCUUUGGUGACCCGUGAUAUUGACCCAAUUAUUUGCUGGGAGUCUCAUAUAUUCGUGAAUGCGCACGAACUUAAUACAUGUCUUCGACAUUAUAGUACGUAAUGCAUCUUCUAGUAUAAUUAAUUUCGUCGGUUCAUUAACUGGAGCGAAUAAAUAAAUCAUAUUUUAAUCAAUAUAUUUAGGUCUGAUAAGCAAUUCUUAUAAAUAUAUUUGAUUUUGAAAGAAAAUGUUUCAUAAGCUUGGUUUUACAAGUUUAAUUGUAUAGUCACUGUUUCAAUUUAGAAUUGCAGAAAUGUCUUACCUAUAGACGAAUGUACAUAGUAAUUCACGAUACCAUUGGGCCACAGUAAAGUUUUAUACGUUGUAAUGGUUUUUCUCGAUUUCAAUGGCCGAUGUAUAUCCCCUUCUCGUUUUGUACCUUCUUCAGGAUUAUCGUAUUGAGACCAUGAAUCAACUGUAAAUAUAAAUAUUAUAUUUCUAAAA